Messenger RNA from Aspergillus melleus, 363 nucleotides. RefSeq lists its product as uncharacterized. The transcript has a single exon. NCBI's taxonomy places the organism in Eukaryota, Fungi, Ascomycota, Eurotiomycetes, Eurotiales, Aspergillaceae. The record is from RefSeq and is a predicted model, not a curated record. Bases 1 to 363 code for a protein of 120 amino acids.
AUGGAAGAAGGUAAGGGAAAGAUCAAAGAGAAACAAAGUCGGAGAGGAAAAGAGAUUGAACAGAUAGAGGAAUGUGGAGGGGAGCCCAAAGAUCAGAUGAAAUGUCAAGGGUGUCGGAGUGGAUUGGAUAUUAGCAAUUUGAACAAAUUAGAGGAGAAUAUAUCAGGAAGAAAUAAGUCUUUCUUCCCCUCUAAAUUUUUUUUAUUCCCAAAAGAAAAAAGCCCUAGCUCUCCGUCUCGCUUGGAAUGCAAGAAAUCAGAAAGGACGAGCAAGAUAGCGGAAGACGAGGUGGCGGGAGGGCAUAGGAAUGACAGCGAUCGCAAGGAAGAAGGAAGCUAUUAUAAUUCCUACAACGGAGGAUGA